Gossypium arboreum is the source of this 653-nucleotide messenger RNA. Its product is annotated as mitochondrial import inner membrane translocase subunit TIM10-like. Gene Ontology annotation, cellular component: mitochondrial inner membrane. Gene Ontology annotation, biological process: protein insertion into mitochondrial inner membrane. The coding region runs from base 183 to 440 and encodes 85 amino acids. The record is from RefSeq and is a predicted model, not a curated record. The transcript has 6 exons. Lineage: Eukaryota; Viridiplantae; Streptophyta; Magnoliopsida; Malvales; Malvaceae.
CGAAAUUAAAUUCAGAGUUACACCUUAGACUUACCUCUAGAACCCUAAUUUGAGAUCCAAUUUAACGGACCUAGUGAAGCCUGAACUGGUUUCCUUUUCCCAUUUCUCGUUUUCGGCGGAUCUUUAAACCCUAACAAGAGCCAGUCUUCUCUUCAAUCAGAGGAAAAUCAUACAAGGUUCUAAUGGCUGCCAACACCACCCCAGCUGGAAUAGAAAAAGAGCAGGCCUUCGGCAUGGCGGAAACGGAGAUGGAAUAUAGGGUAGAACUCUUCAACAGGCUUGGACAAACAUGUUUCAACAAGUGUGUUGACAAAAGGUACAAGGAGUCUGAGCUAAACAUGGGUGAAAAUAGUUGCAUUGAUCGCUGUGUUUCAAAGUAUUGGCAGGUGAAUAGCAUGAUUGGGCAGAUGCUGAGUGCUGGAGGUAGGCCUCCAAUGUAAGAUGCGGCCAUCUUCCAUUCUCAAUUCUGAUUUACAUGUAAAAGCCAUGGCUUUGUCUUGCUGGUUGCCCGAGAAUGUGUUAUGAAAUCACAUUUUGUUCUGAUAAUUGUAGCAGUUUUGUAUUACUUACUACUAUACAAUAAGGAUUUUGGUGUUGAAGAGCUUCUUGGUUACUGGAUAAAUUUUUUAAAGAGGAAUUGCCAUUUGAAAUCA